Molecule: messenger RNA, 3126 nt
Organism: Penicillium soppii
Lineage: Eukaryota; Fungi; Ascomycota; Eurotiomycetes; Eurotiales; Aspergillaceae
Product: putative PAB1 binding protein (Pbp1)
Exons: 5
Coding region: 1-3126 (1041 amino acids)
Biological process (GO): cytoplasmic stress granule assembly
Cellular component (GO): cytoplasmic stress granule
Molecular function (GO): RNA binding
Source: RefSeq, a predicted model, not a curated record
AUGGCUUCCGCUCUGAAUUCUGUGCCGGCAAACAACGCGUCUGGCAAUGCCAACGCGGGUGCGCAUAACCCCGGCCGAUCCACUCUGAGAUCCAGCAACAGCACCAAGGGGUCCGACGGUCGACGACAGUCGGGCAGCCCUGUUGAUGGCGGACAGCGGCGCACAAACUCCCACAAGGCCUGGACCCAAGGGACCAACCCCAUCACUCAACGCUCCUCACACUCCUCAUCAAACGGAAACAUGACCCACCAAAGACAGUCUGCUUCUCCGAGGCCAAACCACAAAGAAUCAAAUACUCCCGAUAACCACUCUCAUGACCGCCUCGUCUUCUUAUUCGCCAGCUUCAUUGGCCUUCAAACCACGAUUACUACCAAGGAUGGAGAGAAGUAUACUGGUGUCUUCUCUUCUUCAUCUCUAGAGUCCACUGAAGUCUCCUUCCUUCUCAAGAUGGUCCAACGCGCCUCGCAUGAUGCUCAGUCGCGCGCAAACGGUGUGAGCGAUGUCGCAACCCCAUUCUUGGGCUCUGCACCCGAACACAUUAUGUCCUUUGAGAUCAAGGAUGUCGUCGACGUCUCCGUUCCGAACGUAACUACGGCAGAAGUCUCAGCCAAGGAACCGAAUGGUGCUUCCCAGGGGUUCCGAACUGAUAGUGAUAUCUCUGGAAAUCUCGCCAUGCGCGAGCGCACCUUGCAGCGCUGGGAACCUGCCGAAACCGACGUUGAUAUGUCACUAGACACAAGCAACAACGCCACUGGUUGGGAUCAAUUUGAAGCCAACGAGCGUCUUUUCGGCGCCAAGACCAAUUAUGAUGAGAACAUUUACACUACUCGUCUCGACCGUACGGAUCCCACCUAUAAGCAAAAGCAGGUAGAGGCAGCUCGAAUUGCGCGUGAAAUUGAGGGUCAAGAUGUGGACAACUCCCACAUGCGUGAGGAGCGCGGUCUCGCGGCACCGGAUACUGGCGACCAAGAUGAAGAAGACAAAUACAGUGGUGUGCGACGAGAAGACAAAGCCUUCCCUCCCCUGCUUUCUGGUCAACCAAACAAGUACACACCUCCUGGGCGCCGCCAAGCCCCACAGCCUGCUACGGCAGCUGCCGGCACAUCUGCCCCCAUCCCCUCCCAGCCCUCGACAAAGGAAGCUGUAUCGUCAGAUAAGCAACCAGAGCCGACCGCAUCUUUGCAGCCUCCCGUGGAUAUCGAACCAAAGAGCGCAUCGGGCAAGGGUCUUUCGCCCGCCAUCUCCUCCGUGUCCACCGCGUCAAACACAAAGCGAACCGUUCCUGAAAAUGCAACUGCAAACGUCGAGGCAGAGGUGCUGGGCCACUUCCGCCAGUUUGCCAAAGACGAAAAGGCCAAGCUGAAUGAACGCCGCCGUAACCAAGCCUCAUAUGAUCGUACCAGCAAGCUCAACGAGUUGAUGAAAUUCUCCAAGAGCUUCAAACUCUCAACUCCGGUGCCCAAAGAUCUUGUUCCUAUCCUAGCUAAGGACCGAAUGAAGCAAGAGGCAAUCAUGCAGCGGGCCCUGCAACAGGUCGACGACAAGGGAUUGCCCAAGGUGAUCACACCUCCCACCGAACAAAAGGCCCCUGCUCGUGGCACGGGACCCACUGGAGCUGUGCCCCCAUCUGCGCCACUUGAUCGCCAGAACUACAACCGCGCUCGCCAGGGAUAUCCUCCCACUGGACCUCUAGCCAGUACUGGAGGGCGUUUCGCUCAACAGGCUAUUACACCCGGACGCCCUGGCGUUGGUAUGCUCGGCCACAGACUCGCGGACAAUUUGCAGCAGCGCAAGGGCACAGGAAUGGGCCCUGUUCCGACCCCUCUUCCCAUUCAAGAUGCUCGUGGACCCCCAACGGGCCCUGCGAGUGAACAGCAAAAAAUCACAAGUCCUGUGAAGUCGCCUGCCGGCCCCUCUGUUGCAACCAAGUUCAACGUGAAGGCCAUGGAAUUCAAACCUAACCCUGCAGCAAGCACCUUCACACCUGGUGGACCCUCUGGCGCCGCCGCAAGCCCGCGGUCUUUCUCUCGCAACCGCUCUGUAUCGCGCGCAACCACACCGACUGCUUUCUUUGGCCCGAGAAAGCCUCAGCCCAUUUCGGAACGGCCCUCGAUCAAAGAACAAUUCAACCCCAUCAAACGUAUGAAGAAGGAGAACACAGGCCAAACCGAAAAGCCAUUUGUGUUCAAUGGAGGCAUCACUCCGCCUUACAAGACCUUGCCAACCUGGGAUAUCGCGAGUGAAACUGAAGAGAAGACGUACGAUCAGAUGUUCAAGCAACCAGCUGGUGUACCUUCGGUGUCGCCCCAAGCUCGGUCGACGUCGAACAGCAGCACUGUCACCCACCAGACCAAUAUGCCCUUCCACUUCCAGCAAAGCAUGCCUCCGGUUUCCGGUCCUUCAAACGGACCUCACAACCUCCACCCUCAGGGUCCUCAUGGCCCCUCUCACGUAGAUGAUCAUCAUCGCAUGCAGCUGUCCGCAUCGAAUUCCCAGGUCUUUCCCUCUCCUCGGAUGCAACAUGGAUACCCGUCUCCAAUGCCCCACCAGGCCCAGCUAUUCGGACCCGGACAACAAAUGCCGCAGUUCUACGGUGGUCCUCAACCCAAUCAUAUGAGGCAUUACCAAGGUGGUCCACAGUUUGUGAACCCGCAGGGCGGUAUGGGGGCUCCGAUGAUGGCGCAGCAGCCUUCCAACGGGCCCUACAUCGGGGUCCCACAAGCCAUGCCUCAGUACAACGGACAUAUGCCAAUGUACUCUCCUUCUCCGGCCCACGCCUAUCCUCAUGCAGCUGCACCUCAGUCGCAUAGUGGAUACCCAAGUCCCAGCCGCGGUGCUCCAAUGAUGAUGCACCAGAAUUCUCAAUCUGGACAGUCUCCCAUGUUUAUGCCCGGUCAACCUGGAUACCCUCAACCUUCGGGACACAUGCCCCAGAACCGUGGAAACUUCCCGCAGCAGCCCCAGUUUUCUUCCAGCCCGCAUCAGCCGCACCAUUUCCCUCCUAACCAGCAUCGGACCCCUAGCAAUGGAUUCAACCAAACACCUCAAAUGCCACCCCAUAUGUCUGCCAACACUCCCACCUCCGGAGGAUCUCACUCGGCCGAGGCUACGGAUGAAGGGAAAUGA